AUGCCUCCCAAAAAGGCUGCAUCUGGUGCUGCUCCUGCGCGUAAGAGCACGAGGACAAAAGCUGAACCCGCCAUCAACGGUGUCAGUAAGCCAGAAGGGCAACCAAAAAAAGCUGCCGCGUCGAAAACUACGAAAGCCAACACGAAAGCUCCUUUGAAGACUACCUCCAAGAACACUAUGAAUGGCGCGAAAGAACCUGCGAAGAAGACAAACAAAAGGAAGGCCGAAGACGAGGUCGAUGAAGAACCUCAAGUCCAAGGAAACAAACGCGCCAGGAAAGCCUCGUCUGUCUCCGAGCGCGGAUCGACAGCCGAAGCUGCUCCAGCAAGAAGAAAGAUAGCUGCCGCGAAAGCCCCUGCCGCGAAGAGAACAAGGACUGUGACUGCCAUCAACCACGCGCCUACAGAGCCUCUCAACGUCUACGUCUUUGGUGAUGGCACCAACGGUGAACUCGGUCUCGGCACUGGCAAGAACUGCUCGGAAGUCAAGCGACCACGGUUGAAUAACUAUCUCGCGGGUGACUCUGUUGGUGUCGUGCACGUCAGUGUAGGGGGAAUGCACACCGCAGUUUUGACCAGGGAGAACAAGAUUCUCACAUGGGGUGUCAACGAUCAAGGCGCCUUGGGUCGAAGCACUGACUGGGAAGGUGGACUACGAGAUAUGGACGCAGACGACGAUGAGUCGGACAGCGAUGCAGGCACAAACCUAAAUCCAAAAGAGUCUACACCCACUGAAAUUGCUUUGGACAAUGUGCCAGAGGGAACAGUUUGGACACAACUCGCCUGCUCCGACAGCGCAACUUUCGCUCUUACCAAUGAUGGCCUUGUCUAUGGCUGCGGUACAUUCAGAUCGAACGAAGGAAUCUUCGGCUUCAGUCCUGACAUCCUCGUCCAACGAACUCUCGUUCAAAUUACCGAACUCAAAAAGAUUACAAAAUUGGUCGCAGGAGCCAACCAUAUCCUGGCACUUGACAACAAAGGUCAAGUCUUCGCAUGGGGCAGUGGACAACAAAACCAGCUAGGUCGCAGAAUUCUAGAACGAUUCCUCAAGAACUCUCUUGUCCCUACGCAGUUUGGUCUACCCAAACAAAUGGUCAAUAUUGGUGCUGGUGCAUAUCACUCUUUUGCUAUGCACAAGAAUGGCAAGUUAUACUCGUGGGGUCUGAACAGCUUCGGAGAGACUGGCGUUACAGACAACUUUGAAGCAGAAGGAGAAACAGAUGUACAUCAUCCAAAGGUCGUGCCAAAUCUGGAGAAGUAUGGUAAUAUCGUGCAGGUCGAAGGUGGCAGCCAUCACACAAUUGCACGCACUGACCAGGGUGAGGUACUGGUUUGGGGUCGACUCGAUGGCUACCAGCUGGGCAUCAAAGUCUCAGAUCUACCACAAGAGCACGUCAUCAAGGACAGCUCAGACCAUCCUCGAAUCCUCAAGGCACCUACGCAAGUUCCUGGCAUUGACGCAGUAGCUGUUGCAGCCGGGUCAGAUCACAGUAUCGCCAUCAGCAAGGACGGAAAGGCGUAUGCAUGGGGUUUCAGCGCAAGUUACCAGACUGGACUUGGCACAGACGAUGAAGUUGAGGUUGCGACACAUAUUGACAACACUGCAACAAGAGGAAAGCAGCUGGUUUGGGCUGGAGCUGGAGGACAGUUCAGUGUUAUUGCAGGGCUGUAUGGGAAGGACGCUGAGGCGCCUGCAGUGAAUGGACUCAACGGACAUGCUUGA
This is a messenger RNA of Lithohypha guttulata, 1722 nucleotides long. RefSeq lists its product as uncharacterized. Bases 1 to 1722 code for a protein of 573 amino acids. Gene Ontology annotation, cellular component: cytoplasm. The record is from RefSeq and is a predicted model, not a curated record. Gene Ontology annotation, molecular function: guanyl-nucleotide exchange factor activity. NCBI's taxonomy places the organism in Eukaryota, Fungi, Ascomycota, Eurotiomycetes, Chaetothyriales, Trichomeriaceae. The transcript has a single exon.